CAUCAGUGCGAACGCAGACCGGAGGCGCGACGGGACAGCGACGCGUAGUUUUUGUGAGCUUUCUGUAACACAGACACAGUAUUUUCUGCUUCUAAACGACCUGCAACGAGGGAAACAAAGAUUGACAUUGCUGCUAAAAAGGAUUCCUUCAAAUCAUGUCCCAGGACAAGAGUGGAUACCCAGUAAUGGGUGAGACCAACCCACUCCAAAACAAUGUCUAUGGUCCGCCUCCUCAGCCAGGCUUUGGUAUGCCCCCUCCGAACUACAACCAAGCUCCAGGUCCAUACCCUCCAGCAGCUGGUUUCGGACAGCCAGGGUUCCCUCAGGGUGCUCCUGGGUUUGCCCCUGGUCCCUACCCACAGAUGCCCUAUCCCCAGGGACCCUACCCUCAGGGGCCUUAUCAACAAGGACCCGCACAGCCAGGCUUUCCUGCAGACGCCAAUGCUAUGGGUAGCCCAGGCUAUGGUGAUGGACCACCAUCUUACUACGACAAUGAUGAAUUCACCAAUUCUGGCUUUGAAGAUAAGACUGUUCGACAAGCCUUUAUUAGAAAGGUCUUCAUGGUACUCACUGUACAGCUGCUGGUCACAUUCUCUUUUGUUGCUGUGUUCACUUUUGUUGAUGAUGCCAAGUACUUUGUGCGACGUAAUCCAUGGACAUACUACGUAUCCUAUGCAGUUUUCUUUGUGGCUUUAAUCCUCCUGAGUUGCUGUGGUGACUUCCGCCGCAAACAUCCAUGGAAUCUGGUCGCACUGUCCAUCUUGACUCUGAGCCUCUCCUAUAUGUUGGGAAUGAUUGCUAGCUUUUAUGACACUGAGACAGUCAUCAUUGCAGUGGGCAUCACGGCUGUGGUCUGCUUCACUGUCGUUCUGUUCUCCCUACAGAGCAAGUAUGACUUCACUUCCUGUCGGGGUGUACUGUUUGUGUGCCUGAUAGUCCUAAUGGUUUUUGCUAUUCUCUGUAUCUUCAUUCGUCACAAGAUCCUGCACAUUGUCUAUGCCUCACUGGGGGCUUUGCUCUUCACUUGCUUUUUGGCUGUAGACACUCAGUUGCUACUGGGAAACAAGAAGCAAGCAUUAAGCCCCGAGGAGUAUAUUUUUGCUGCUCUCAGCCUCUACACUGACAUUGUCAACAUUUUCCUCUACAUCUUGUCUAUUGUGGGACAUUCCCGUGAAUAAGUGGUAUCAUGAAGAAAGAAGAGGGCUUGAGAAAUGCAUGUCUUUUCUCAUAACCCAUCUACUUGUUGCUUGUUCUUUUUUGUCACACUGGUUUUAAAGAAAUGAAGUUGUAAAGAGCAGCUGAUAA
Periophthalmus magnuspinnatus is the source of this 1305-nucleotide messenger RNA. RefSeq names its product glutamate receptor, ionotropic, N-methyl D-aspartate-associated protein 1a (glutamate binding) (gene grinaa). The transcript is spliced from 7 exons. The record is from RefSeq and is a predicted model, not a curated record. Gene Ontology annotation, biological process: negative regulation of apoptotic signaling pathway. Bases 156 to 1178 code for a protein of 340 amino acids. Lineage: Eukaryota; Metazoa; Chordata; Actinopteri; Gobiiformes; Gobiidae. Gene Ontology annotation, cellular component: membrane; Golgi apparatus; endoplasmic reticulum.